AUGUCUUUCUUAUGCAAGAAGUUCAAUAAUGACAAUAACACAGAAAAAGAACGAAUCAAAGAAAAGAGGAAAUCGUCGAAGCUGAGCCAUGCAACAGAUACUUACUCAAUGUAUAUUUGCAAACAUUGCAAUAAACAAGUUCCUUCAUUGGAUGAUGUUCCUAUUCAUGAUUGUUUUAUUGGAAAAACAGUAUUCUUAGAGGAAAAUAAUAAUGUUUUAUUUUAUGCAGAGGAUAAACAUGCUGUUUGGGAUCGAAAUGCAACAUUGGCUGUUAUAAGCUUAUAUGAAGCAAAUAUAGAAAUGAUGGAUCAUCCUAAAAAAAAGGAAAAGUAUGGAGGAAGACGCAAUAAGAAUUGGACUACUGACGUUUGGAAUAAAGGUAUUUUUUCAUUAAAAAAGAUGACAAAUGACCAAGUCCGAUGGAAAAUCAAUGCAUUAGAGAAGAGGUACAGAGAAGUAAUAGACAAUAAUUCAAAGUCGGGAAGGGCUCGUAUGGACUUCGAGUGGUAUAAGCAGUUGGAUGAAAUUUUAGGACCGCGACAACGUGCCAGUACUGGGAAUAUUGUUUCAUCGAAAUUAUCAACGUCCGCCACUUGUACUUCGACUUCUGAAAAAGAAUAUUCGAGUGAAUCCUCUUCAAUUGAGACCAAUUCAUCGAAAUAUGGAACAGGCUCCAAAACUGCAGCAACAAAGAUAGAACUCGAAAAAGAGUGGCUACAUCAUUUACAAAGAAAAGAUGAACGUGAUCAUAUCAAAGAUCAAAGAAGAAAUACAGGUUUGUUGGAGACUAAGAAAGAAGCUCUAAAGUUAAAAAAAAGACAACUUGAUUUAAAAGAGACUGAAUUAGAACAACGAAAAGAAAUUGCAAUGAAGAAAGCAAAAGAAAAAAACCCGUUAUAUGGAAUUAUUAUAAAUCGAAUAAUUAAAAUACGAAUUGUUAAAGAAACUUGUAGAAGACAAAGAAAAUGUUCAUAAAAUUUCGAAUUCUGACUAAAAUCCUAUAAUUAAA
Molecule: messenger RNA, 1009 nt
Organism: Mycetomoellerius zeteki
Lineage: Eukaryota; Metazoa; Arthropoda; Insecta; Hymenoptera; Formicidae
Exons: 5
Coding region: 1-975 (324 amino acids)
Source: RefSeq, a predicted model, not a curated record